UGACUUCUUCCGCUUUGGAGCACGCGUCGCUGGUUUACUUCCUCCAUCGACUCCUUUUUGGCAGCGUUGAUCACUGGGUCUCACAUUAUCCACCAAUUAGCUGAUAAUGGGUGAAAUAUUUGUUGAUUCUUAGAUGGCUUCCCGCCGCGUUCGAGCUCCCUCGUAAUCCUUUUUGAUUCCCUCUCGUCUCAAUUCACAACCACCAUCAUGGACGAAAAGCCGAAUCAUUCUGUUUCUGACAAGGAAUCCGAUGGCUUCGUGCUACCCAACGAAACUCCCCUCUAUAACGCUCACGUCGAUGUCAGUGGGAUCGACGAAAAGAAGCUGAUUCGCAAGGUCGACAUUACGCUUAUUCCUUGGUUGUCGCUCUUGUAUCUUCUCAGCUUCUUGGAUCGAGCGAGUAUUGGAAAUGCAAAGCUCUAUAACCUUGAAGGCGACCUUGGAAUAACGGACAAGCAGUAUCUGAUAUCUUUGACCGUAUUCUUCUUCAGUUAUGCCGCGUUUGAGGUACCUUCGAAUGUGUUCCUUAAGAGGCUUCGACCGUCUAUUUGGCUAUCUAUUUUGAUAUUAUUUUGGGGCGUAACGAUGGUCGUUCAAGGACUUGUUCAUGAUUAUGCUAGCCUUGUUACUGUGAGAUGGUUCUUAGGAAUGUUCGAAGCAGGUCUAUUUCCCGGUGUGAGCUACCUCUUAUCGUGUUGGUACAAGCGUUCCGAAUUUGGCAUCCGCAUGGCUGUGUUUUUCUCAGCGACCACGGCCUCUGGUGCGUUCGGGGGUCUACUAGCGGCGGCUAUCUCCAAAAUGGAUGAUAUCGGUGGAAAACCGGGCUGGGCGUGGAUUUUUAUCCUCGAAGGACUCGCCACUGUUGUUGCUGGAGUUGCAUCUUUCUGGCUUGUACAGGAUUUCCCAGACACGGCCAAAUUCCUCUCAGAAGCGGAGAGGACUGUGAUCAUUCGACGAUUGCAAGGAGACGAUCAGUUCAGCGCCGCUGGAGAGGAAUUCAGAUGGAAGUAUAUUCGCCAGAGUUUGUUGGACUGGAAGACGUACGUUGGAAUGAUUAUCCACUGUGGUUGUGUUAUGCCGCAAUACACGUUUUCACUUUUCUUGCCCUCGAUUAUCAACCAGCUUGGUUUCCGGGCAACACCCGCGAAUUUGUUGACGGUCCCCGUUUAUGUCUGUGCAUGCGUAAUCAUGUGCUUGAUUGGCUUUUUGGCGGAUCGAUAUGGUCGAAGAGGCCUUUUCAACAUUGGAUUCAUGUGCCUUAGCGUGUCUGGUUACAUUAUCUUAAUCUUGUCUAAGAGUGCGGCUCUCUCCUACUUCGCAGUUUACCUGGCAGCAUGUGGUAUAUAUCCGGUCCUACCCAAUAACGUUGUUUGGAUGUCAAACAACGUGGAGGGGUCCUAUAAGCGUAGUGUUACCCUCGGGAUGAUUUUCAGUUUCGCUAAUAUCAAUGGAGCCGUCAGUUCCAACAUCUACCGCCAAACAGAUCAGCCGCGGUACGUUUUGGGACACGGGUUAGUCCUGAUGUACCUCGGCUUUGGACUCGUUUCUACGACAGUCUACUUCAUUCUUACAAAAAGAGAAAACGCAAAGAGAGAAAGAGGUGAGCGUGACGAGGUGAUCAAGGGUCAGUCCGGUGGGAACGAGAAGAAUGGAACGUUUGAGAGCGUUGUCGAGGCGAAGAGAGAGAAAGGAGACGAUUGGAGUGGCUAUCGGUACGUGCUGUGAGUGGGCC
This is a messenger RNA of Marasmius oreades (fairy-ring Marasmius), 1732 nucleotides long. RefSeq lists its product as uncharacterized. Gene Ontology annotation, biological process: transmembrane transport. The transcript is spliced from 22 exons. The record is from RefSeq and is a predicted model, not a curated record. Bases 208 to 1725 code for a protein of 505 amino acids. Gene Ontology annotation, cellular component: membrane. Gene Ontology annotation, molecular function: transmembrane transporter activity. Lineage: Eukaryota; Fungi; Basidiomycota; Agaricomycetes; Agaricales; Marasmiaceae.